Closterium sp. NIES-65 is the source of this 3249-nucleotide messenger RNA. The record is from the annotation of a GenBank genome assembly. NCBI's taxonomy places the organism in Eukaryota, Viridiplantae, Streptophyta, Zygnematophyceae, Desmidiales, Closteriaceae.
AUGAUGCUCCAUGGUAGCGCCAUUGACGUCUCCGCGAUCGGCGCUGGUGAAUCUAUGAUGCCGCCCCCCCAGCUCCCCACAGCCGCCGCUCGGGCCGUCGCAAACGCAGCGGCGCUAACAGCGAGCCCGGGCGAGGACAGGGCAAGCCUUGAGCAGCAACAAUUAUUCGGGCAGCUUGAUCCUGAAGGCUUUGCUGACGGCGGCGUCGAUACGGAGUUUGGCGGCGCGAACACGACCGGGUCGUGGAGCAACAGCAGCAGCGGCGGGCAGAGCAUGAGUGGCAGUCCCAGCCGAGACGGGGGGGGGGGGAACACAGGCGGCGCCAACGGCAGCGGCGCGGGACCUGUCAGCACAUCGCCCGUUGUAAUUGACAAGGAGCCAGCACCUGGCGACUCACGCGCAUCUGGCGGCGUGUAUGCGCUCCCCCCUGGAGCGAGCGCUGGAGCGGAAUCAGCAGCAGCAGCCGCAGCAGCAGCUGGAGGAGGAUCAGCAGCGGCUGCGUCAGUCGCGGGAAUUCACAAUAACAGCCCGUCGACGACGGCGCCGCGUCGCCGCAUACGGAAAGGGGCCAAGGGCAUGAUCAAGGGGGUGAAAGGCGGCCCGGAAAACAGCAGCCACUCGUUCCGCGGAGUGCGGCAGCGCACGUGGGGGAAGUGGGUGGCGGAGAUACGGGAGCCGCGCAGCCGGAAGCGCGUGUGGCUGGGCUCGUUUGAAACGGCCAGGGAGGCAGCGCUAGCAUACGAUCGCGCCGCGAGAGUAUUUCACGGUUCGCGAGCGAGGUACAACCUGCUACUUGACCCCGACGCCGGUGGCGGCGGUGGUGGCGGUGGUGGCGGCGGGGGCACAGGCAGUAGCACUGCGUCGCAAGAGCAAAUUCGACUCGGCGCUUUUGGCGGCGGCGGACCGAGCGCCGUCGGCGGCGGCGCCGCUGGAGGUGUCGACGCCACGUCACUUGGGAGAUCCGCGUCGGAAUCUGGUGGGAUGGGGGCGCGUUUCGCCAGUGACAGCACCGCUCGGCUCGGUGCUUCAGCUGGUUCGACUGCUGGCGGAGCAGCGGCGGGUGCGGCGUCGUCCUUCCGCCUUCCCUGCGGGAGCUCAAGCGCGGGGCUCGAAGUCGCAAGCGCUAGCGCGCUUGACGCGUGGGAGAGUCUGCGCGUCUUGUCGACCGUCGGAUCCGGCGGAUCUGGCGGAUCGGCUUCAGGGACGAUGAUGACGGGCGGGGAUUAUGCGGCGGCGAUGGCUGCUGCGUCGGGUAACGGCAACUUGGCGGGGGUGAUUGGCCUGCUGCGGGCGAUCGCUAGUAGCAGCACUACUAGCGCAAGUGGCGGCAUGCUCUUAACGGAUCAUUCCGUCGGUGCUGGUGCCGCUGGCGCUCCGACUGCCGACGAUGCAGUGAUGGCGGAGAAUUGGCACGCGUCAGCGCUGCGGAGUGCGCAGGAGGACGACGAAAGGCUUGCGCCAGGCGGGGGAUUCGUUGGGGGCGAAAGAAUGGGGGGCGCGCUACGGGCUGGGAUGGGGGAGGGUUUGGCGGGAGUGAUGGAUGGCAAUGGCGGGUCAGAUAUGGAUAGGCAGCUGCUGCAGUCAGCCGUGGGUGUGCCAUCGUCCCUGCCUCCUGCUGUGGUAGCAGCUGUGUCCGCAGCAGCGGCAGCAGCAGCGGCAACGGCUGGAGGCUCGCACCUUUCUCAGAGCAACCACCAGCUGCUCGCCUCCCACAAGGGGCUACAGACAGACAGCUUUGCUGGCGCAUCCUUAAACCCGGAGAUAAACCCUGGAGGCUUGUUCUCUUCCUCGCCUUCCCUGUCAUCCCGCCUGCUCCAGUCCUUGCAUACGUCAGCGUUUCUGCAGCAGGCGCAGCAACAAAACAGCAGUGCCACACACCAUCUCCCGUCGUUCCUCCCGCCGCACGCCAACCCCUCUCUCCACUCGAGCCUUCCCAUGACAGAGCAGCAGCAGCAGCAGUUGCUGCUCCCAUUGAUCACGCAACAGCUGGCCAACAUGAACCGAGCAGGAGAGCAUGACAGCAACGCAUUGGCUCAACUGUCAAGCCUAUCUGCACCCUCUACUGGUGCUGCUUUUGGCUCGGCUGCUGCUGCUGCGUCUCACCCUAUUGAUGGCGCCCAGCUCUCCUCUGAGCCCAGGGGUCUGCAUGGCCUGGCACACGCUGUGGCUCGUGUCGGGAAUCUUGACCUUGGGAAUGCCUUGUUCGACCGCGGACUUGGAAAUACUGGUUCUGGUGUUGGUGCUGCUUUUGGUGGUGCUGCAUUCGCCGCUAUUGGUGGCGGUGGUGGUGGUGGUGCUGCUGCUGCUACGCCUGGUAGCAGUGGAAGGGAGUUCCAAGCAACCCUUUACGCAGCAGGAGAGGGUGCAUACGGUCAGGGCGGGAGACUGUCGGGAGCAGCAGCUUUCAGGGACGAAGCAACAGUAGGUGCAGUGAACCUCCGGCCAGCAGACCUCUUGGCACACGACGAGGCAAUGCUGCAGGCGCUGUACGAGCCAGCUGCCCUCAUGACCGGCCCUAACCCCACAGCCUUCAUCCGAGCCAGCCCCGCACUGCCCUCCGUCGACUGGAACAUUGCUGCUGCGCUGCUGCAGGCUGCUGGUGUUUCCCCGCACCCACACUCGCUGCAGCAGCAGGAGCGCUUACCAGGAGCACUGGGCGCUGGAGGGCAGACCUCGUCCGCUGCUGCAGCAGAGGCGAGUGCACUGAGAGACCAUCCAUCCACAGUCCCUCCCUCGCUCUGGGCUGUUGGCCGUGGAUUUUUCACUUCAGAUACUAAUGCCUCAGCUGGGUCUAACAUGGCACAUGCAGCAUCCAUGGCUAAUAACCAACCACCUCUGCAUGGAUUAUCAUCAUCCGCCAUGCAAGCCCCAGCUGUCCCAGCCUUCAACUCUUUACAGCCAGUCAACACUCUGCCUGACCCUGUUGCCGCCUCUCAAGCAGUCUUCAUGGGUUCUCUUCCUACUCCUGACCGGAUUGCUGCUGCAGGCCAAUUUUUGUCGAGAAAUACAGCACCCACCCCUGCUUCUGGCUCUGGCAAUCAGGGAAUACACUUGGAGGAGCCGAAUAUUCCCUUCGGCUACGCAGCCGGGGGGGGGCUUAUGGAGCAAGGUGACGAAGGGUUUGGUAUCUGGCCUCUUACUAAGCCGUCCAUGGCGAGCAACGAGGGUUUGGCUGCCCAUGCAGAUGAUGCCCUCAGGAAUCUCGCCUGCAGCAAUCAGGACGACCCUACUACGGGGUUCCACCAGUGA